UAGGAAAGAAAAAACCUUUAACCGCGAUUAGAACAACAAAACUGAGAUAAUAAGUUAUCUUUCUUUUCUUUUUUUUUUUAUUUGUUUUUUCUUCUCACUCUUGGCUGUGCGCUCUAGUUCUGCGGACUUUUCCUGCUGUGAUGGACCGGGGCCAGGGACCUAAACGCUGGGCUUGAGGAGCUGCCAAGGGCACAGGGAGAGGUCUGAACCUGAAGGUCGUGGGGUGAAAUAGGGCCGAGACUGCCUCAUGUGUUGGGAUUCCUUUGUGUUCUGGUCCCCACCGACACCCAUCUUCCCAGCAUCGGUGGGAUGUCCCAGGUGUGUCUCCUCUUGGCCCUACUUACGCUCUCCAGCUGCACUGAGGAGUCCUUUGCUAACUCUCUGGAGCUUGUGAAAGAGAAGUGGAGCAGCUACAAGAACCAGUGUUUGGACAUUAUCAAUUCCACGCCCCCUGCCACAGGGUUGGUGUGUAAUAGAAGCUUUGAUUUUUAUGCUUGCUGGCCUGAUGGAUUUCCUGGUACCACUGUCAAUGUCUCAUGCCCAUGGUUCCUGCCAUGGUAUCGUAAAGUUCAGCGGGGUCUGGUCUACAGGAUCUGCCAUGAAGACGGUAAAUGGGGACAAAAGAACACCACAGAAUGUGAGGACGAUUCUGGUGAGAAUCAGUAUGGUCGCAUUCUCAGCAAGCUGCGUAUCGUGUACACAGUGGGCUAUUCACUUUCACUUGGAGCCCUGCUCCUGGCCCUGGGGAUCCUCAUCAGCUUCAGUGCUACUGUGCUCAAACAUUAUCAACUGUUAAUUGGCCAAAAGGUCCUUCAGUGGCAGCGUGGCAACCUCCAUCUCUUAGAUCCACAGCGAUCUAAAGGUCAGAACAUUGGUAAUGCACAACUCACUGCACAGUACGUGAUCCAGGCUGUGAUGUGGUGCAGAGGUGCCGUGGUGAUGAUGCAGUACAGCGUAAUGGCCAACAACUACUGGCUGCUGGUGGAAGGCAUCUACCUGCACAGCCUGCUUGUCAUCACUGUUUUCAGCGAAAAGAAAUACUUCUACAUUUACUUGGCCAUCGGCUGGGGUGCACCUCUCAUAUUUGUGUUGCCAUGGAUCACAGUGAAAUAUCUCUAUGAGAACGAGGAGUGCUGGGAGAGGAAUAUUAACAUGGGAUAUUGGUGGAUUAUCCGUUCUCCCAUAUUGUUUGCUUAUCUGAUUAACUUCUUUAUCUUCAUCCGAAUAAUUAAAAUCCUGAUGUCUAAACUUAGAGCACACCAAAUGCGAUACACUGACUACAAAUUCAGGCUGGCAAAAUCCACACUGACUCUCAUCCCACUGCUUGGCAUUCACGCUAUCCUCUUCACCUUCGUCAUUGAUGAGUCUGUCCCAAAAGGCUCCAUGCUUCGCCUUAUUCGCCUCUUCUGUGACCUUCUGUUUAACUCCUUCCAGGGCCUGCUGGUUGCCAUCUUAUAUUGCUUUGUCAACAAAGAGGUGCAGUCAGAGAUGGUGAAAAAGUGGAAAAGGUGGAAACAGGGAAAGGAUAUUUAUGAGGAAUACCGCCACACCCACAGCCAGACACCGCACGUGAAGAGUGGCAGUAUAGUUACUGCAAACCUACCGGACCUGCAGGAAAACAGUGUCAGCAACCCAAGCACUGACUCACCGCAGCUCAACCAGGCUAGCCGCCACCCACCCUGUUCAGCUGCACCUGAGGAGAACCGCAGACUAGUUGUCUCCUACAGCAACGGAAUGGGCAAAGGCAGAUCUUCUAAGAGUCGACAAGCUCGACAGUUCACCUUUACACCUCAAAGAGGUGGCACCAGGAGGUGCAGCGCAACUGAAGACAUCAGUUUGGGGGAUCGGGUGCAGUUCAGCGUAUGUCGGCAGGACGGAGAUGAAACUAGCGUCUAAAGACAGCAUACCACAUUUUUUUCUUAUCACUAAAACUCUCACUAUUCUAAAGAUCAGAACCAAUAUGGUCUAAGUGAGAGACAUAUGCAAAAACACCCAUAUAGAUAAUCAUGUUUACUGCUAAAAUGAGAAAAAGGAGACCAUUAUAAUAUUUCCAUGCUUGAUGUAAUAUAUAUAGUUGUUGGAGUGCAGGAAUUAUUUUUUAGCAAUUAAAAUUCAAUGUGACUGGCCAGCAUUUCCUCUAAAUACAUACCUUGUGGAGGACACGCCGUCCAUCAUUUAACCUGCUGCUGCUGCUGUCACUGUAAGGAUUUAUUGUGUGAAGUUGCCACUGAUCACCCAUCCCUAUGGUACUCAGUGGCUUUAUGAAUAUAUAUUGCAGCAAGAACAACUGUAUAUUUCGUUCUCAGGAUUUAUGAGAACAAGAGGACUUAGGCAUUGCAAUUUAUGUUAAGAGUUAAAUAUUGUCACUAUAUGGGAGCCUCACUGAAGACGGGUGCUUUCAUUUUCCAAAAGACUUUGUGAUUGUAAAAAAGUAACAAAGCUUUGAAAUAAUCGAUGCCAAAAAAAAAAAGUAUAUAAAUGUAAUAUACAUUUUGCAUCAGUUAGGUUUGGCAUUAAGUGAACUUUUCGAACCUUGUUUAUGUUUUUGGACUAAUGAAAACCUUUAUUAAUUUUUUAAACAUUUUUGACUUAAUACAAACUGAGAAAAACUAGUGAAUCUAAAGUAUAAUGUCGCUGCUUAUCUGUGAUUUGCUGUUUAUGCAGUACAUGUGGUACUACAUUCAUAUAUGUAGUACUAUAUAUUGCAUGCAUGAUUUUGUGCCCAAUCAGUGAUAUUCAGAUGAAAGUUCACUCUCACCACUAAAAAACACUCCUUAAAGAUGAUGUAUUUAGUGUAUCUUUAAAAGUGAAUGUAACUCUCAAGUGCUAUAAUUGCACAGAUUUUGUUUUCAUAUGGCAGUAAGUAUGGAGGUAGAUUGGUCUGAAUUUUCAUAAAUACGCAUAUGUGAUUCAUACAUGCUCAAGACAAGAUGCACACAUGCACAGAAUAUUUUAGACAAGCACAAAAAAGUCCACCCACAAAAAGGACAAUAUCCACAGACGCACAGCACGAUUGACACAAGCACACAAGAUCCACACAGCCAAAGAUUCACCAAAGUAUUUCUGGUCCAUAAAGAUUUAUUAAUUAAAUAACAAAGUUCCAGUGGUCUUUAAACUUCACUGUUAGGGAGUCUCAAAAAUCUACACACAAAUGCAGUGAGGUUUAAAAACUAAUUAUUGUUUAUGGACCAGAAAUACGUGAAUCUUGUUCCGUGCAUGUGUGGAUCUUUUGUGCUUGCAUGAAUCUUCUGUGCGUCUGUGAAUCUUGUCCUUUUGUGUGUGUAAAUUUUUUUGUGCUUGUGUGAAUCGUUCUGUGCAUAUGUGGAUCUUGUCCUGUGCAUGUAUUAAUCACAUAUUUGUAUUUGUGAAAAUUGAGACCGAUCUACAUAGUAUGCACCACUAAGUAAAAAAAUUUGAAGAAAAGAUUUUCUUGUGAAAGUUUUGCAUCCAGAUACAUGGUAAAUGGUCUGUACAUUGUGAUGUAAAGAACAGUAACCCAUUUCUAUUUGCUUAUUUUAUUGUGUGCAAUGAGGAGGGAUCAUAUUAAAUGACAGAAACAGGAUGUUCUUAAACAUAAAAUUAUUCCUCUAAUGCUGUACUAUAAGCAAUGAGCUAGUAAGGAUUUUAAAAAAGACAGAAAAAGUUAGUGUUACAUACCAAGUGUUUGUUUUUGGCGUGUAUAUCAUAAAUAUUGAAAACCGUUGAGCUAUAUGAUGGUAAUGUCAGGUGGGUGAAAGUGGCAAAUUAGAAUAUUGAGUGGAUAUGACUAAAAACUGAAACGGUGAUAUUUUUUCUAUACCUUUAAAGGAAAAGUUCGGUCACAUUCAGAAUGCAAACUUCUGAAAGUACUUUAAGUAUGACAUUUUUACAUGAAUUUAAAUAAAUGAUUAGUGUUUU
This is a messenger RNA of Cyprinodon variegatus (sheepshead minnow), 3897 nucleotides long. Its product is annotated as glucagon receptor-like. The transcript has 15 exons. Bases 310 to 1896 code for a protein of 528 amino acids. The record is from RefSeq and is a predicted model, not a curated record. Gene Ontology annotation, molecular function: peptide hormone binding; glucagon receptor activity; gastric inhibitory peptide receptor activity. Gene Ontology annotation, cellular component: plasma membrane. Gene Ontology annotation, biological process: adenylate cyclase-activating G protein-coupled receptor signaling pathway; cell surface receptor signaling pathway. Lineage: Eukaryota; Metazoa; Chordata; Actinopteri; Cyprinodontiformes; Cyprinodontidae.